Molecule: messenger RNA, 1158 nt
Organism: Saccoglossus kowalevskii
Lineage: Eukaryota; Metazoa; Hemichordata; Enteropneusta; Harrimaniidae
Product: organic cation transporter protein-like
Source: RefSeq, a predicted model, not a curated record
AUGGCAAACACGUUCCUCAGUGCUUCAUCCGAUCACUACUGUAGAGUACACGACAAUCAAACAUAUCAGGAAAACUCACGAUUGAAGAACUGUACAAUUCCGUACGAAGUUGAUGAAGGUGAGGUUGAAUGGUCAAAAUGUGAUCGGUACAACGUCACGGACCAAGACUGUUACGAUGACGAGACGGAGUUUGAUCUAGUAUGUGAGAAGGACUGGAUGAAACAGCUGUCAAAAGCAAUUUAUCCGCUUGGCUCAUUAUUCGGCACAGCUGUAAUUGGUCAAUUAUCGGACAAGCUAGUUCCCGAGUCUGUUCGAUGGUUGAUGCAGCAGGGGAGAUACCAAGACGCAGAAAAGAUUCUUCAAAAUGCUGCCAAAAUGAAUAAAGUUACAUUGCCAGAGAAUGUUUUGGAGGAAGAAAAACAAGCUCAAGAGACACGUCGGGAAGAACAAGAAAAAGGACAAAAAAUAAAAAAAUACACAGUGCUGGAUCUGAUGAAAACAAAAAAUCUGAGACGUAAUACGAUUAUAAUCGCCAUCAAUAUCUUCUGCAACCUUAUGGUGUAUCUUGGAUUAUCUGCCAACACUAAUGUAUAUUCAUCCAAUGCCUAUGCAAGCUUCUUCGUUUCUGGUGCGGUAGAAGUGCCAGCAUAUCUUUUGUCGUGGUUUUUACUAGACCGAAUUGGACGGCGAUGGUUGACUUGUAUAUUUAUGUUAGCAGCGGGACUGGCGUUGAUAUUGAUAGUCCCAGUUAGUAAUCAAUCACUUAAUGAGUUGGUUACUAUUUUGGCAUUGUUUGGAAAGUUUUGUAUUUCUGGGUCUUUUGGUGUAAUCUACAUAUUUGCAGCCGAGAUAUUCCCAACUCCUGCCAGAGCUGCUGGUCUUGGAUUUACAGGUAGUUUUGGAACAUUAGGUGGUAUAGCGGCGCCGUUUGUAAUGCUUCUUGCCAACUACGUGUGGGGCCCACUUCCGUUUCUUAUAUUUGGUGUAAGCUCCGUGAUAGCUGGUCUCCUAGUUUUACUCCUACCAGAAACAACGGGCGUGCCACUGCCUGAAACAUUAGAAGAAGGGGAAAUGUUCGGAAAAAAAUCGUAUCCGCCAUCAAGAGAUAUUGGAUUACAAGUGGAUCUUCCGGAAUUGGAUUUAGCUUGUCGUAUCUGA